CUUCUGAAUCACCCACCGCGAUGGCAACAUACGGCUACGGGCCACCACCACCUCCUCCAGCUGGCGCUCCCCCGCAAGCUUACCAGCAACAGUACGGACAGUAUCAACAACCAGCAGCUGUCGGACAUGCUCACGGAGGCCAUGCUCCCCGAGGAGGUCGGGGCGGCCACAGCGGACGCGGCGACUUUCACGGCUCUCCAGCAGCCUACCCCUAUAAUAACCAACCGCAGCCCCCCCCUAGUUAUGCCGGGCCACACCAUGCUCCUCCACCUCCGCAUACACCUUUAGCGCCCCAAAACUACCAUCCCAACUAUGCGCCCCAGCAUUACCAGCAGCCUCAAUAUGCUCAUCAGCAACAAUACCCUCAUCAACAGCCGCAGCAGCCCCCGCAACCACCACAGCAAUCGCCUUAUGCUCAUCACUAUCCCUCCUACCCUCAGGCUCCAAGCGCGUCUCCUCAUCAGCCGUGGGGAGGCCCUGCGACAGCUGGUCACCAGCCUGCGGGCCCUGCUCAUUAUGGAUCAGGACGUGGUCGGGGCGGACACCAAGGGGACCGUGGCGGACACAAGCCAGCUGCUGCAAUGGGUCCGCCGCUGCGCAUGGGUUUCGAUAAUCGCGGUCCAGAGCCACCUGCUUUAGUGAGCAGCGCUACCGUCUACCCACCCCAGCCCUUCGGGCCUCCCCAGGGGGCCGCGCCGUACGCACCACCGCCAUCGUAUCACCCAGGUUAUCCACAGCCAGGGCCACCCCAUAUGCACGCUCCUGGGCCCCCUCACUAUGAUCCAUAUAAUUCUGGGCAGCACGGUGGUGGUCGUCCUCACGGACGCGGUGGCUUCCACAAUAGCAACCGGGGCCGGCCUCAUACUGGUGGCGACAAGAUGCGCCACAAUAACCACAAGAAGCCCAACGGAGCUCCCUCCACACCUCAAGGUGGUCAUCAGAAGCCUGAUGCACCAUCCGCAGGGAAGAAAAAGAAGCGCAAGACGAAUACUCUUGGACUCACCCCUGGUGAUGAGUCCGAUGAUGACUUCAAUGAAGAGGCGAAGCUUGUCGAGCUGAUAGGCCCAGAUGCCCCCAAUCCCACCGAUAUUGCUGCAUGGAUCGCAGAACGCAAAGCCAAUUUCCCCACGCAGGCGCGCAUAAAAGCCCAGGCUGCAGCUGCGGCAACCUCCAACGGUGACAAGACGAAGGAUGGCAAAGAUGCCGCAGUCUCGUCACUUGAGAAGCAGAAGCUUAAGGCAGAGAAACUCAGGAAGCAGCUUGAAAAGGUAGAAUCGAGUAUCAAGCGUAAGAGGGAGCAGCAGGACGAAGGUGAUGACAUGAGGGAUGUCAAGGCCAGUCCUUCCUCUUCUGAUGAUUCCCAGUCGGACUCGGAGAAGCCUGAGGUUCUGCCCAGCCGCCCAGCCGUGCCACCACCGUCCAAGAAGGCGGAUCCGUCAAAACACUGCAAGUACUACUCGACUGGUGGCGUAUGUGGUAAGAAAGGCAAGUGUCGCUUUGUUCACGACGAGGCAGUACGGUCUGCUGCCCUGCGGGAGCGCGAGAUGAAUGGCGGCAGAAUGACACUCCAGCAGCGCCUGACGUUGAACGACAAGGAUCAAGAGGAUCUCACGAUCGUCAAGACUCUUCAGUAUCUCAAGGAGAAAGGACUCAUUGAUCAAUCGGGCAGUACGCCCAGCUCGCAGCCAAACAGGUCGGAGACAAGUGCCGACCUGCCGCCUCGCCCAGCUGUCGUUGCUACCUCAUCCCGCGCGUCAGCAGAUCCCUAUCAAGGGUGGGACCUAAAUGGCUUUGGCAACUCGGGAACGAGGGACUCGGUCUAG
This is a messenger RNA of Pyricularia pennisetigena, 1823 nucleotides long. RefSeq lists its product as uncharacterized. Gene Ontology annotation, molecular function: metal ion binding; RNA binding. NCBI's taxonomy places the organism in Eukaryota, Fungi, Ascomycota, Sordariomycetes, Magnaporthales, Pyriculariaceae. The transcript has 3 exons. The record is from RefSeq and is a predicted model, not a curated record. Gene Ontology annotation, cellular component: nucleus. Bases 21 to 1823 code for a protein of 600 amino acids. Gene Ontology annotation, biological process: box C/D snoRNP assembly.